Scomber japonicus (chub mackerel) is the source of this 1698-nucleotide messenger RNA. RefSeq names its product coiled-coil domain-containing protein 177. Bases 1 to 1698 code for a protein of 565 amino acids. Lineage: Eukaryota; Metazoa; Chordata; Actinopteri; Scombriformes; Scombridae. The transcript has a single exon. The record is from RefSeq and is a predicted model, not a curated record.
AUGGGGGACUUGAAAUCCACCUCACCUUCGGUUCGUUUGGACUUGAACAACUUUGACUCGGCCCAGGCGGAGAUGAGUCGUUAUGUUUUGACCAGCCCCCGCUCGUUGGAGUCCUGCGCACGGCUCGGCAUCAAACCUGUUGAACUUCUGAUCAAAUCUUUAAAUGAGCUGAUUACUGAGCAGCGUGAUGUCCCCUUCGAGGCGGUAAGAGUUAUGCAUGAAUCUUACGAAAAGGAGAGAAAGAAGGUUUUACAAAUGUGCCGAGAUGAGAGGGAGAGGAUUAUCCAGGAGGCAGGGAACAGGUGGCCAGCCAAUAAGAGAGGCCUGGAGAGGGUGCCUGACAAGAAACUGAAGGAUGACCCUGCUGUUCAUGAGUCUGUUCCAUAUGCAGAUCUGUGUUUGGAAGGCAAAUCUGUGAGCAGGUCCUCCUGGUCUGCUGUUGGUCACAAAGACCAGGACAGGAGCACGCUCUGCAGCUUCCAGCAUGGGGACCUCAGACGCUCCCCAGCUACUGAUAUUAAACUGGAGAAGCUCACCAAGGACAUCACAAAGAAGAUGUGUGUAACAAUACCAGAGAGAGACCGCAAGAUCGCAGCUCUCAUGCUAGUGAAGCACCAGGAGGAGCAGGACCGUCUGAAGCUCUGUCAGCAGGAGGAACAGGAACGUCAGGAGGCCCGCAGGCAGGAGGAGGCUCAGAGGGCUCAGGCAGAGAAAAAGAGGAGGAAGAAGCUUAAGCAGAAUAUGCGGCGCUGGCAGAAGGAGCUGGAGGCCCGCAGGAGGCUGAGAGAGCGACUGGAAAAUGAAAAGGUAGGGAGACUUGAGCAGGAGGUGAUGCUCCAGGAGGACCGCUGGAGGAGGCUGAAAGAGGAGGCGGAGGCACAGCGCAGAGAAAAAAUUGAGGCCUCACAGAAAGACGCAGAGGUGCGAAAAUGCUACCAGGAGAAGCUGCUGAGGGGCAAAGAGGAGUUGGACGAAAGGGAGAGAGAGAUGGAGAGACAGGUAGCGGUGGAGAAGGAGCAGAAGGCCAGGAGGAGCAGAGUGCUGCAGGAGAAUAAGGAGAGGAAGAGGCUACAGGAAGAGAACCAUAAGCAGCUGCUCCGACACAUCCUCCUGAAACGGCAAGUAGAGCAACAGGUGCAGGAGGAGAUGGCGCAGAAAAGGGCAAUACUCGAGAGAAAGCUGCAGCAAUCCAGCGAGAAACACGCCCAGGUUGUAGAGGCUCGGGCGAGGGAGCUGCAGGAGCGGGCGGCACAGGAAGAGGAGCAGAUUCAGAGGGCUCAGCUGAGGGCCGAGCUUCAGAGCAUCCAGCAGCUCACUCACAAACAGCUCCUGGUCCAACUGAGCCAACAUCGAAUGGAGAGAGCCAACCAACAUGCCUCGGCCCAGCGCAGGGACAGAGCUCUGCAAAGACACCAGUACAACAGACACAGGCAGCUCUGCCACCAGAGGCUCAGAGAGAGGAUGCAGAGAGAGGAGGAGGCGAUGAGAACGGUCAGACAGAACUACAUCACCAUGAAGGAGUGGAAGAGGGAAAGGCUCCGGAGACAACGAGAACAGAUCCAGGAGGAGGCGUACAGGCUGGCUCGGGCCUCUUUUCACAUGAGGGAGAGAGUGAGGCAGCAGACAAAGAGUCGCACCUUUGAUCAGAUGGCUUUGGAAGCUCAGCUGAUUGCCUCCAUUAGCCGCAUGAAACUGUGA